Messenger RNA from Dioszegia hungarica, 681 nucleotides. RefSeq names its product Isochorismatase-like protein. Lineage: Eukaryota; Fungi; Basidiomycota; Tremellomycetes; Tremellales; Bulleribasidiaceae. Bases 1 to 681 code for a protein of 226 amino acids. The record is from RefSeq and is a predicted model, not a curated record. The transcript is spliced from 6 exons.
AUGGGUCUCAAGACCAUCAAUGACUCCCAGUUCCUCUGUCCAAUCUCGGCCAAGACAUCCAUAUUCAUGAUAUGCGAUGUUCAGAGAAGGCUGAGGGAUGGCAUGUACGGCUUUGACGCGAUGAUAGCGCAGAUCGACAAGAUGUUGAAAGCGGCGCCGAUGGUGGGGCUCAGGACGAUGGCGACGGAGCAGGUACCGAAGGGCGGAUGCGAGCCGCAUGGGAAGCGGGAUACGACGGUUCCCGAGCUGGAUUUGAGCAGUCUGCCGAAAGAGCUGAACUUGGGUACAUUCAAGAAGAGCAUGUUCACGAUGAUCUUUGACGACACCGAGGAGGUGCUUCAACGUGUCAAGCCGAAAGUUGCCAUUCUGGCUGGAAUGGAGGCCCAUGUCUGUAUCCUACACACCGCCCUCUCCCUCCUCCGCGCUGGAGUGGAGGUCUACGUCCUCGUAGACGCCAUCACAUCAUCCCAUCGGCAAGAGACGAUGAUCGCUGUCGAUCGGAUGCGGCAAGCAGGGGCGAUCAUCACCACGUCCGAAGCGAUUCUGAUGGAGUUUGUCGAGGACUCUGCAGAUCCGGUGUUCAAGGAGCUUUGCGAUAUGGUCGCGGAUACGAAAAAGGCCAGCAAGAACGCGCUGGACGUCCUGCUGGAGCCACAUAUGCGAGGGCAGCUCUCGCGGUAA